Aspergillus aculeatinus CBS 121060 is the source of this 1180-nucleotide messenger RNA. Its product is annotated as putative NADH-ubiquinone oxidoreductase 178 kDa subunit. The coding region runs from base 390 to 908 and encodes 172 amino acids. The transcript has 3 exons. Lineage: Eukaryota; Fungi; Ascomycota; Eurotiomycetes; Eurotiales; Aspergillaceae. Gene Ontology annotation, cellular component: mitochondrion. The record is from RefSeq and is a predicted model, not a curated record.
CAUUUGACCAACAUGCAGCUUUUAUUAGGCUGUCAGAGACUGACAUGAUGCUUUGACAACAAGAAGAAGCAACCUGAUGAUUUCCCGGGAGUAGGUAGUCAUUACGGAGUACAGUAUGGAUGUAUGUACAGAGAGUGCUCCGUACAGUACAUGCUGUCCCAAGUUCACCGCAGCGGCGGCGUCGGGCCCUGCCUUUACUUACCUAAGGUACAACAGCCGCGCUAAUCCCGCUGGGGUUAAGACCCGAGCAUGGCAACCCUAAGCCCAAUCCAGAUAUCGUAUCACGUGAUAUCCGCCUUGAGCCGUCCUUCUGCGCUUUCAACCUCACCAGCAAGCCCCAGCGACGGCAUCGUGAUUGUUCGGCGCUGCCAAUUAUUUUCUUCCACACCAUGUUCUUUGCCAGGCGAUCGGUAGCUUCGGCGCGGCUACUGCUGCGGAACCAGCAGCCCCAUCGAUUUGGCUCUCAUGCAGCUCACCACGCUGCCCCUGUGAACGAGAGCUUCGGCCGGAGUUUCUACGUCACCGUCGGCACCUUCGCUUCCUGCUACGUUAUCCACCGCAUCCACAAGGCCACUGAGGAGUCCGGCUCCCAGUCUUGGAUCUCCAACCUCAUCCAGAAGUGGACUCCCUCGGAGCAGGUCUUUGAGCAGAGAAACGCCAUCCGGACGGCGGUAAUGGAGAAGGCUGCUCGCGACCGUCACUUGUUCGCCAGUCAGGGCCCUAGCGAAACAUAUGGAUUGAUGCAACCCGAGGUCAGCUUCCACGCCGUUCAGCCUAUCAACCUUGUCGCCGGCUACGAUGCGGACCUCAGCAAGGUUGUCGCACACUACGAGCGCAAGAACCAGGCCAUUGAGGAGGACCGUGUUGCCCGGAUGAAGGAUGGCAAGGUCGUUUCUCUCUACGAAUAGUUAAGCUGAAUUGAUUUGAAUUGUUUGGACACAAAACUCUGUCGGUAGACCUGGGGAGCACGACACGUUGUACAUGUACAUAUAACAAGACAGAGGUAAAAGGUCUCGAUGUCUCUUUUUUCCUUUUCUACUCAGCCAGAUUCUUGACGAUUCACCCUUGGGGCUGUUCUAUAGUGCCAGAGAGUGAGUCUUGAACAGCGCAGACACAGCUACGUAACAGAUCAUGUUCGCUUCCGCGCCCGAGCCAAUGAGAGUGCAUGUUUAUCUAAGCC